Messenger RNA from Acaulospora colombiana, 1089 nucleotides. The record is from the annotation of a GenBank genome assembly. NCBI's taxonomy places the organism in Eukaryota, Fungi, Glomeromycota, Glomeromycetes, Diversisporales, Acaulosporaceae.
AUGGCCGAAUCCCCGACUCAUUCGCCGACAACUUUCACCGCCACCACCAACACCGCCGCCGCCGGCGAGCACAAACCCGUGAUUAAUGGUGAAGGUGGUUAUCCAACGAAUUCAUCGUAUGUAUCAAACGAUCGCUUCUUUCCCUCCCAUCAGUUGUUAUUCUCAGAAGGCAGGAGAUCGAUUGCCACUCGAGAAGUUGAACGAAUCGGAAAUAACUCAUUUCCACGGGAUCGAUCUCACAGCCUGCCUGCAAUUUCCCUCAAUUCUGUACGCCAUUUUACUCACUUGCAUCAACUCGAUUCGGCUAGGUAUCCCACGGCUCCCUACUCGACAUCCACCUCCGCAUCAACACCAUCAUACAUCCCCUCCAACGGCAUGCACAUGGAUCGACGAUCAAGUCUCGGUGCUAGCGUGCCGGUGUUGCCAAUCCUUCAUCAGCCUUUUGCCUCUCACGAUACCAAGGUUCACAACCUACCUCACCAGGACCUGUCGGCUGCCAAUGGCUCGGCCGAGCAACAAUGGAACAACAAUAAUUCCCCAUUUCCGUUUGGCUCUUACGCAAAGCAGGCAAAAGGGUUUGAUGAGAAGGCGAUAGAUCCCACCUUCUUCACGGAUCCCUCGAUGGUCAAACCAUCCGGUCCGAGUACCACCGCUCCAAUAGGUUACUACGGUCAAGGUUCAAUAUAUGAUCGGAAUGUGAUGUCUCAACACCCAGGUGGUUUUCCCACCCCACAAGAUUAUUCAAUGAUAACCGCCGGCAGAUUCGCCAACGGCGCCAUGAAUUCAAUGUCCGCCGCAAAUGGUAACGGUACUAAGCAAUCGCCGAAUCAGUCAAGGCCUCCACCGGUCCCCGCGCCUCAAACGAUGAUGACAACCUUCAGUUCGAAGACCGUCUCAUCAACCCCAAAGAGGUACAAGUGCAAUGUGUGUCAGAAAAGGUUCACGAGGCCAAGUUCACUACAAACUCAUAUGUACAGUCACACCGGAGAGAAACGUGAACGUUCGAUGAUCUUUCCUAUUAGAACAUUGGAAAUUUUAAAUCAAAAAUCCUAUUACAUCAUCAUUGAAACUUUAAACGUGGAUCUCAAU